UUUAACGUAGGCUAAGCAACCCACUGUAGGAUAGAGUAGUCCACAGAACAGACGUUCAGUGGGCGUAGCAGUUUGAGGUUCUCGCUGUGCGCAACGUGGGCUUCUCCAAGCUACCGUAUUGCAAUAUGUCAGAGAGCGUUAGUAGGAGUUCAAGAAAAGUAGAUAAGGUAGACUAGCUCAUACCAUAUUGUAAAUGUCCGUCCCUAUCAACUGACAGGUCCCACCCUAGGUUGAUGACAGUGUUGUCCCCUCACAAGAAAACCUGGAUUGUGCUUUAUCCUUGGCGAUUGGAUUGGUUUGAGUUCACCUGACUCACACUCGCAGACCUGGUGUGUGUGCAUGCAGCAUUAUGGAUCCGACGAGGCUUCUAACGGAGAACGACCGCCGCUCUCUUUCAACAACUCCAGCCCGUUACCCGUGGCUCCUUCACGGGUAAGGAGGUUCGCUCAGGAGAGGCGAGCGCUCCCUCAGCCGAGAGUGAUGGUGGUAUUCUCGGCCGCAAAUGAGAUUGAUAAACCAGGCGAUGCAAUGUCGAGUUCGGACUCUGCGGAGGAUGAUUUCCGAAAGCCAGCCACCCCCGCACCGAACCUAAAUCUAGGCAAGUCUCUUCGUACCACCUUUAACGAAUCUCCAUCUCCAGAGUUUCCUGAGGUUAUUUCUCUCAACGUGGGUGGGACCUACUUCACCACCCGCCUGUCCACUUUACGGCGCUAUGAGGACACCAUGCUCGCCGCCAUGUUUAGUGGACGCCAUCACAUCCCACGUGAUGCUGAAGGUCGCUUCUUCAUUGACCGGGAUGGGGCAUAUUUCGGGGAUAUCCUGAACUUCCUGCGCGAGGGUGAACUACCUCAGAGGGAUCGUGUGAGGUCAGUACACAGGGAGGCCCAGUACUAUGCUAUUGGUCCCCUGUUGGACAGCCUGGAGGACACUCAGCCACUCACAGGAGAGAAAGUCCGCCAGGCCUUCCUCGACCUCCUGCCCUACUACAAGGAUAAUCUGGAGCGCAUCGUGGAGAUUGCCAAACUGCGGGCCAUGCAGAGGAAGGCUCGCUUCGCCAAGCUGAAGAUUUGCGUGUACAAGGAGGAGAUGCCCAUCACGCCGUACGAGCGGCCGCUCUUCAAUUCGUUGCGCUUUGAGCGCACGGAGAGUGAGGCCAAGCUGUUUGAGCACCACUGUGAGGUGGACGUGUCGUUCGGGCCCUGGGAGGCUGUGGCGGACGUUUACGACCUGCUCCACUGCAUCGUCAGUGACCUGGCGGAGCGUGGGAUCACCGCCGACCAGCAAUGCAUCGGUGUCUGUGACAAACAUCUCAUCAACCACUACUACUGCAAGAGGCCCAUCUACGAGUUCAAGAUCACAUGGUGGUAAAGCAGGAGGACAAAAGAUCUUGCUGUCUGAGUUGUGAGGCGGACUCCUGUCGUGUUAUGCCAACUGAUCUCCUUCCUGGUCCCUCAGGAUGAGCGAGAAUAUGGGUAGUCAGUGUUAUUCUCCCUUUUCUAGAACUGAAACCUAUGAAGUGCUGAGUUUAUAGAAAGGAGGGAGUCUGGCUUUUGUGCUUCUGUUUCCUAACUCAAUUGUUGUGACCAAUGUUUCCUUUGUGUUGAUUUUUUUAACAGUAUUUACCUAGGGUCUCAUUGGCUGCUUCUUAUUUUUUACUUGUUAAACUCUGGGAGUUUUUGUUCUCAUCCAACCUUGUAGAUCGGCCAAGGUUUUUCAGAAAAGGGUCAAGUUAAUCUCAUAUUGUGAUUCCAGUGUUGUCUGUCCCUUUGUCUUCAUUCCUACUUAUGCUGUUAUGCAUUCUACGUUGUGCGUUUCUGUGGUAACCACUUUGUUGGUCGCGAGAGAAACUGGAUGCAAUUAUGCAAGCUGGGGAAAUAUUGUUAAAGUACUGUAUAUAGCUACAUGUAAAUGUAUAUUUUGUUACUGAUGCUGGUCUUUGAUUUAUACAUUAUAUUUUCUGUCACUUACUCUCCCGUAAAGAUUUAGAAGUCCUAGAUUAGAGAUACCAGUAAGUGUCGAUCUUUGCUCAACAGUCUGUGAUCAGCAUGGCUUUGGAAAGUCAUAAUUUUUUUACCAUUACAGUUUUAGAGACCCAAAGGAAAUUAGAGAGUUGAAAAUCAAAUAGUUUAAAGGGGCAUGGUCAAAGUUAUUUUACUUCAGUUUCCUCUUGAUGGAUCCCAUAUGUUCUUUUAACUGGAAAUGUUUAUCUGGCAGUUGAAAAUGGUGCAUGUGCUUCCUGUAAGUAAAAUCUUACUGCCCCAGAAUUUCUCUCUGAAGGGGUUUCUAUAGAUGAAGGAAAAUGUUUAAUGUGCUGCUAAAGGUAAUUUACACUUAAAAAGCUAAGAACACGACAUAUACACCACAUGGCCAAAAGUAUGUGGACACACCUUCAAAUUAGUGGAUUCUGCCAUUUCAGCCACACCCGUUGCUGACAGGUGUAUAAAAUCGAGCACACAGACAUGCAAUCGCUAUAGACCAACAUUGGCAGUAGAAUGGCACGUUCUGAAGAGGUCAGUGACUUUCAACGUAACCAUCAUAGGAUGCCACCUUUCCAAUAAGUCACUUUGUCAAAUUUCUGCCCUGCUAGAGCUGCCCCGGUCAACUGUAAGUGCUGUUAUUGUGAAGUGGAAACAAGUGGUAGGCCACACAAGCUCAUAGAACGGGACCACCGACUGCUGAAGCGUGUAAAAAUCGUCUGUCCUCAGUUGCAACACUCGCUACCGAGUUCCAAACUUCCUCUGGACGCAACGUUAGCACAAUAACUGUUCGUUAGGAGCUUCAUGAAAUGGGUUUCCAUGGCCGAGUUGUCACACACAAGCCUAAGAUCAUCACCAUGCGCAAUGCCAAGCGUUGGCUGGAGUGGUGUAAAGCUUGCCACCAUUGGACUCUGGAGCAGUGGAAACGUGUUCUCUGGAGGGAUGAAUCACACUUCACCAUCAGGCAGUCUAAAGAAUGAAUAUGGGUUGGGCGGAUGCCAGGAGAACGCUACCUGCCGCAAUGCAUAGUGCCAACUGUAAAGUUUGGUGGAGGAGGAAUAAUGGUCUGGGGCUGUUUUUCAUGGUUCAGGCUAAGCCCCUUAGUUCCAGUGAAGGGGAAAUGUUAGUGUAUAGCGUACAAUGACAUUCUAGAAAAUUCUGUGCUUCCAACUUUGUGGCAACAGUUUGGGGACGGCCCAUUCCUGUUUCAGCAUGACAAUGCCCCCUGCACAAAGCAAGGUCUAUACAGAAAUGGUUUGUCGAGAUUGGUGUGGAAGAACUUGGCCUGCACAGAGCCCUGACCUCAACCCUAUCGAACACCUUUGGGAUGAAUUGGAACGCCGACAUCGAGCCAGGCCUAAUUGCCCAACAUCAGUGCCCGUCCUCACUAAUGCUCUUGUGGCUGAAUGGAAGCAAGUCCCCGCAGCAAUGUUCCAACAUCUAGUAGAAAGCCUUUCUAGAAGAGUGGAGGCUGUUAUAGCAGCAAAGGUGGGACCAACUCCAUGUUAAUGCCCAUGAUUUUGGAAUGAGGAGUUUGACGAGCAGGUGUCCAUAUACUUUUGCCAUGUAUGUGGUGACAUCCAUCUUUGGGUCUUUGGCGUUAGAACUUUAUAGCUCGAACUGCUUCUAUCUGCAUUUUUGUCUAAAUUGAGUUUUUGACAUAGCUUUGUUCAAUGUUCUCUACCUAUAUAGUACUCAAAGUUCCGAACUCUCAUUGGUUUGAAUGGUAUCAGCAAUUUUAUCUUGUAUUCUUUCGAAAUUAACAACAUGAAUUGUGGUAUUUUAAAUACCAAUUAUCUCAAUCGUGUUUUUGCAGAUAGUCCCAAGGUCUCGAGUUGAGAAUUUAGCAGAUUUUUGAUGAUACUGUAUAUUUGCCAUUAUAUGGACAUAUGCUUCAACAAUUCCAUCUUCUUUUGCAGUAUGACAUAGAUUAGUCAUUCAAGUUUCAUAUGAUAAUUUUAUAUGACAUGGUAUUUCUACGGAUUAAAUAAAUUCAGCUUAAGUGCCUUUUCCUAAGGGCAACUGUUUCACUUACAUGGAGCUUAAACCAGGAAACCACACAAUAUUUUUUUCUAAUCAAGGACAACUGCAGUGACACUAUUGUCACCUCCCCCGUGGGUUAGUUCUGUUUUCUUUUUUGUUCCCUGUGUUGUUUAGUUAAUUAAUAUUAGAUUUAUACAGAUGUCAGAUUGAUAUGUCCAUUCAAUUACCUUUUCAUAGAGUAGGCUACACGUUCUUGUUUUAGAGGGCUCAGGAUCAAAAUGAUUGUGUGCAAUGUUUGUGAAUCCAUGACUUGGUUUUCAGAAUGAAAUACAGUAAUGUAGUGUUGUAAAUGUAUGUCCAGCUAGGUUCUUCUGGGAAUAGGCCAAUUAACGCUUUAUAACAGAACAGACAACACAUUACUGUAUGCCCAGGCACCUUGGUUUUUCCAAUAUAGGCCCAUUAAUGGGGCGGCAGGGUAGUGGUUAGAGCAUUGGACUUGUAACCGGAAGGUUGCAAGUUCAAACCCCUGAGCUGACAAGGUACAAAUCUGUCGUUCUGCCCCUGAACAGGCAGUUAACCCACUGUUCCUAGGCCGUCAUUGAAAAUAAGAAUUUGUUCUUAACUGACUUGCCUGGUUAAAUAAAGGUAAAAAUAAAUUAUAACAGAACAGACAACACAUUACUGUAUGUCCAGGCAGCUUGGUUUUUCCAUUAUAGGCCCAUUAAUGCUUUAUAACAGAACAGACAACACAUUACUGUAUGUCCAGGCAGCUUGGUUUUUCCAUUAUAUGCCUAUUAAUGCUUUAUAACAGAACAAAUAACACAUUAAUGUAUGUCCACAGUUUGGUUGUUCCGGUAUAGGCCUAUUAAUGCUUUAUAACAGACCAAACAAUACAGUAUGUUAUUACUGGGUGUCAGUCAGGUGGAUCAAGGUGGAUAGUAUUUUUUUACUUGUUUUGUGCUAUUGAUGUCAUGUUACACAGGUCUCUAAGUUUGGCUUGGAUAAUGUGACUUUAUUUUCCUUCUGUUUAACUCUAUGAUACUAGGCUGAGUGAUUGACAACAAGUGUUAAGAGUUGCUACUUUCUUACUGUUGGGUGUCAAUUGAUUGGAUUUUUGUCAAUUUUUAUGAAGCUUGUCACAGAUAGAGCCUUUAAUCUUUUAAAAUAGAAUUGCAGGGAUGGUUUGGGGGUUAGAAUACAAUUGUAUUUAUUUAUUUCAGUAUUUUAGGCAACUUAGACUUGAGGAACAUUCCUUGCACCUUAUUGAAGUGUCUCCCUUGGCUGGUGAAUGUCUUUUGCAGAUUCCAUAGCUGGCCCAUGUCUAGGCUGCUCGUGGCAUGGGAAAGUUGGAAAAACAAUGCACAGCUUGACAAGUGGCCUAAUUUUUCAAGAAUAAUAUCUUGCUUUAUCUUACAUAUUGCAUUAUUUGUUGUAAGGGUAUGCUCUAUUGUGCUAAUACUAAGUCAUAUUUUUUGUUUUUAUAACAAGGUACAAAUACAGUUUGCCUUAGUCUGUAUAAAAUGA
Messenger RNA from Oncorhynchus kisutch (coho salmon), 5483 nucleotides. RefSeq names its product potassium channel tetramerization domain containing 7 (gene kctd7). Gene Ontology annotation, cellular component: plasma membrane. The transcript has 4 exons. Gene Ontology annotation, biological process: protein homooligomerization; positive regulation of transporter activity; membrane hyperpolarization. Lineage: Eukaryota; Metazoa; Chordata; Actinopteri; Salmoniformes; Salmonidae. Gene Ontology annotation, molecular function: protein binding. The coding region runs from base 340 to 1368 and encodes 342 amino acids. The record is from RefSeq and is a predicted model, not a curated record.